CCGCUGCUGCGCCUGCGCCCAGGGUGCGGCCCCCGCGGUCUGAGUGACGCCAGUGCGGAGGGGAUUGUGCGGCGAGGCCGGCCGGCGGGGGAUGGCGCUCAGGCGGAUCCAGAAGGAAUACCAGGACUUGGAGCGUGACCCUCCAGCACUCUGUUCAGCAGGUCCAGUAGGAGAUGACUAUUUUCACUGGCAAGCGACUAUCAUGGGGCCAAGUGAUAGCCCUUACCAAGGUGGUGUCUUCUUCUUGAAUAUCCACUUUCCCUCAGAUUAUCCUUUCAAGCCGCCUAAGGUUUCAUUCACAACAAAGAUCUAUCAUCCAAACAUUAACAGUAAUGGCAGCAUUUGCCUUGAUAUUCUCCGCUCGCAAUGGUCUCCAGCUUUAACAUUGUCAAAAGUUCUUCUGUCUAUCUGUUCGCUGUUGUGUGAUCCAAACCCUGAUGAUCCUUUGGUACCAGAGAUUGCACACACCUACAAAUCUGACAGGGAGAAGUACAACAAACUGGCCAGAGAUUGGACAAACAAAUAUGCAAUGUAACAGUGACAGACAAGAAAUAAUAACUCCUUUACAUAAUCUGGAAUGCAAAAAUAAAAGCUGGCUGCAGUUUUAUGGAAUCCCAUGUGCCAUUCACAAUGAAUUUUAUACUUGGUGAAGGGUGAGGAGCUCUGUGUCUGAGUGCUGAGGCAUUCUGGCCUAGUUCGAGCAGUCGGCCUGCCAUAUAUGGAUGUGUAUUUUGAAAUAUACAUAUACAUAUUUCCUUUUUUAUCGCCAGUUUCUGUGACCACAGUCAAUUGUUCGCUGGUCCCCCAGCAUUUUACCAGUCACAGAUAGGAGGGAGGGAAUAGCAACUCAGUAAGUGUUUAUUUUUUGGAAAUGUGAAGCUUGUUUUCCUGCUCUAUUUAUGCUGUCUGCACUGCAUCCUGUCGAGUGCGUGUUUUUUUUUAUAUAUAGAUUAUAUAAGUGUGUCUGUACAUACCCAGAAAUCACAGAGCCUCUUGAGCACGGUUUUAGUGAAUAGUGCAAUUCAUAUCCGUGUGUCGACACGGUUGCAACGCACCUGCUGAACUUUGCUGGGAAUGAAUGCUCCUUUGCAGAUAUCAACUGGUGUAUGGCUGCUAUUUACUUAGGAAACAGUUUGCUUUGAAUCCCUACCCCUACAUCCUUUGGAUGCUACUCCCUUGUCCUGAGGUGUAUGGGCUCUGCUGGUGCAGGUGCCCCAAGCAGCCACUCUGGUGGUUCAUUCAUUUGCCUCAUCCCAUUCCCUCCUGCUUGCUCGUCACAGGCUGGGGAUUCCCCUUCAUCCCCCAAGAUCAGGUUACUUUUAGUCCGUGGAGGGCCGGCUAGGCUGAGACCCAGUGUAGGUGCCAGAACUGGAACCAGGGUCUCCCUUAUCUGUUAGCCUUUGCCGCACUGCCCACAGAAUCAUUGGGGACCCCAUGGUAUGUUUUUAAUGACCCCCCCCCCUCCCCGCCUCUCCAAAUGACUGCUAUGAAUGGCAGGGAGGUCCUACUGCACGAUUGAGAAUUGCACCAGAUAUUCUGCGGCCCAAGAGUGAGAUUUCCGACCAGUACUGUAGGCCCUUGCUUCCUUGUGACUGGACCGAGGGUGUCCUUGGUACGUUCGAAAUAGGGCUCUUACAGUCAUCGGCAGAGUAGAUUUUGAUUCCAGUAUACUGGGUGAGAUUGUAAACUGAGAUCCCCGAUAUUAGAUUAGUGAGUGCUGGCAGGCUCAUUGAUAACAGGCUAACUGACCAGCAACAGCCAUUGGGCAGCAGUCAGGAGUGCAAUCAAAGCCUGAGUUCAGGAGCACUGAGGCUGAUUAGAAUGCAGAUAUUGUCACCCUAGCUAAGGCUUAACUCGACAGAGAAGAGAUCAGGAGGCAAGAAACACUGCUUCUGUACUGGAAUCUUCCUGGUUUGUGUGUUUCAAUGUCAUGCCAUUCAUCCAGUGCACCCUGGGGCCUCUGUGGCGUGCAAACGCCUCUGUAAACCUGCCGCUAGGUAAAAGGGGCUUGCGAUUGCUCCCUAUUGGUUAAACUGACUUUGGAGGUUCAGAUUUCAGGGCAGAUGAGAGAACAAUGAUUACUUGGACAGUACUUGAUUCUGCAGUAAUUUCAUUUAAGGACCUUGUGUCAUACCACUGUUUCGAAGAACACGGAUGCUGUUCCUGUCCUUGGUCAUGAGCCCGAGUAGAGUUUACCCCAGGGUGAUUAGGUGCCAGUGGUUGUGAACUGGCUGGAGUCUCGCCCUGGAAGAUCAGUAAUCCCUGCCGUGUCCUGCCAAAUGGGGUGACUCCUGGCUUAAAUAUCAGAGGUACACUCAGAGAAUUCCAUUCCAAUUGCAGAGAAUUUGAAGCAUGUAAAUGAAUGGCACUGAAUGGAAUCUGUGCCUGCUGCACUUUACCCGGUGCACAGUCACACUUGCUCGAUCUGAUAUAGGAUUCGAGGCAGUUUGUACACUCCUUUGCGAAAUGUAUUAUUUCAAAAUGAACGAAAACGAGGAUUGAGAAUGGAAAAGAACAAAUAUACAUGGUUUUUAAGUUCAAAAAAAUGAUGGGGUUUAACUCAGCUUUCACUUAAUGAUCUAGCCUCUGCUGUUGGUACCAUGUAGUGUUUUGUCUUUUUUAACGGUUUGUUUGAAUAUGCAAAGUCCUUUCCUAUGCUAUGUGAAUAAAUUGGUGGCUGGUUUCUGCUGUAA
This is a messenger RNA of Carcharodon carcharias (great white shark), 2693 nucleotides long. Its product is annotated as ubiquitin-conjugating enzyme E2 D4-like. Gene Ontology annotation, biological process: protein polyubiquitination; ubiquitin-dependent protein catabolic process. The coding region runs from base 92 to 535 and encodes 147 amino acids. The transcript has 7 exons. Gene Ontology annotation, cellular component: nucleus. The record is from RefSeq and is a predicted model, not a curated record. NCBI's taxonomy places the organism in Eukaryota, Metazoa, Chordata, Chondrichthyes, Lamniformes, Lamnidae. Gene Ontology annotation, molecular function: ubiquitin conjugating enzyme activity.